AAAUAAUGAGGAGGUUGUGAGAAAUUAAAGCCGACGAAGAACGACGUUAACGGGAGAAGCAUCAAACCAUAGAAAGCGGAAGAAGAAGAUCGAAAAAUUUUACAGAAUCAGAGCGAUAAUCCGAGCGAAGACGAGGAAGAAAUAGAGAGAUCGAUCGAUCAUUUGAAAAUUGAUUUUUCAUCAUUUUCCUUCAUGUUUUAUCAAUCUGUAGAAUUAUGUGUACAUCUUUGUGGUCUCCGCCUCCUUAGAUUUUAUCAUUUAGGUUUUGGAAGCCUCAAUUGAGCUAUACGGAGUUGAUCUUCUCAUUUUUAUCCGUCUAGAUUUGACGUAGGAUUUGGAAUUUCAUGCGGAAUGGAGCCUUUGAUUGAGCUAUGCGACUUGAUUGCGAAGAAUCCUAAUAAUUUCAGAGAGAAACUCUCGUGGAUGUGCGGAAGAGGUCCUUCGAAUGAGGUUCUUGUUUCUGGAUCUCCUCGCGUGACUCGUCCACAACUCAAUGCGGUCGUUGCCGUUGCCAGAUUUCUUUCCAAAUGUCCUGACAACAGUGAUACCCGGUCCGAGACACUUAUCCUUGACUUCCUCCGUGCCAUCCCAGCGUCGUUCAGCCAGUCUUUCUGGCCGCAGUCGUUCGGUCUAGAUGCUAUUGCUACUUUUUACAAAGAUUUUAUAGGGUAUGUAGCGAAGGCUACGGAAUUGUCCGAGGACUUUGCUUCAGAUGUGUCUGGGAUCAUGGGAGAAAUCGUGAUCUCUGCUGUUAGUAACGUGAAGGAAGAUUUGGGGAUUUGCAGGUCGUUCCUGAGGGUGUUGGCUCGGAGUUUUCUGCCUGUUCUUCCGUCAGAUGGCGACAAGUUAAUUAUUUGUCUCAUUGAUAACUUCGUGAGCAAUGGUUCCAGUGAAUUCUUGCAUGGAACACAUCACACAUCGUCUUCUAUUAGUUCUCCUUCUCCUGCAAGCCGGUCUCAACAAAAUGGUGUCAGCGUGGCUGACGACGCCACUAGUGCAUCUUCAAAAGGGUCUGCGAUGAAUGGUUGGAGAAGUGCUGAUCAGAUUGGGGUGGGUGCUGCAAAUAUGGGGUACAAUGACGGAGGAGGAGGCAAUACUAAGCGGAUGGUAGCAUCGUUUGAGGAGGAGAGUCUGGAAGGUCUUGAGAAACAAGAAAUUGCAUUUAGAAUGAUAACGCACAUCUUAGAUAAAGCAGAAGUUGAGACUAAGCUGAUGGAGGAUGUAAUGAAGAUUGUCAAUGAGCAGCUACAAUUGAUGAUUGCUUUCCUUAAGAUAAGGAAAUCUGAAUGGUCAGAACAUGGGACUCAACUUAAAGCUAGAAUCAAUGCAAAAAUAUCCGUUUACCAGGCUGCUGCUAAGUUAAAAGUUAAAAUCUUAUCCUCCCUACAUCUGGAUGCGAAAACAUCAAAACACAUGGCACUCAGAGCUGCUAGUACAUUGAUAGAUGGCGCCAAAGCAUGCUUAUCAUCUGUGUGGCGAAAAUUGAGAGUUUGUGAGGAACUCUUCAGCACGUUGCUUGCUUUAAUUGGGCAAGUUGCAGUUACUCGGGAAGGUCAGCAGCUUCGAGUUUUACUAAUUCACUUCAAAAUCCUUGUUCAAGAAGCAUGUGUGCAGGCUGACACUUCUGGUGCUAGCCAGGGGGUUAUGUUUGAGAGUGUUCUCAAGACAAGCUGUGAAAUAAUUGAAUUUGGUUGGAGCAAGGACCGGUCUCCUAUUGACACUUUCAUAUUGGGGUUAGCGACAAGUAUUCGUGAUAGAAAUGAUUACGAGGGCCAGGACGGGAAGGAAAAGCAAGCUGCUCCUGUUAUGCAGCUUAACAUCAUACGUUUGCUAGCCGACGUGACUGUUUCAGUGAAGAAGCCUGAGGUUGUAGACAUGAUAUUGCCACUCUUCAUUGAAAGUUUGGAAGAGGGUGACGCUUCAACUCCUAGCUCGAUGCGACUAAGACUUCUUGAUGCUGUUUCAUGCAUUGCGAGUUUAGGCUUUGAAAAGUCAUAUCGUGAAAUAGUUGUUCUCUUAACAAGGAGCUACUUGAGUAAGUUAAGUAAUCUUGGAUCUACUGAAAGCAAGACAGUGGCACCAGAAACUAAUACAGAACGUGUUGAGACCCUUCCUGCAGGACUUCUGUUAAUUGCUAAAGCUCUUACAAACAGUAAAUUACGUUCUGACUAUCGUCAUCGACUACUCUCAUUGUGCUCAGAUGUAGGUCUGGCUGCUGAGUCCAAAACUGGAAGGAGUGGAGCAGAUUUUCUUGGGCCACUGCUACCUGCUGUUGCUGAGAUAUGUUCGGAUUUUGUCCCUAGUGUGGAUGUGGAACCUUCACUUUUAAAGUUGUUCCGCAACCUUUGGUUCUAUAUUGCUCUCUUUGGGCUGGCACCACCUAUAGAGAAGAAUCAAGUUCCAGCGAAGCCAGUUUCAACUACAUUGAACACUGCUGGAAGUACGGGCUCUGUUGCUCUUCAAGCUGUGGGAGGUCCUUACAUGUGGAGUUCUGAUUGGUCUGCUGCUGUUCAGCGCAUAUCCCAAGGGACACCACCUCUUGUAGUAAGCUCUGUUAAAUGGCUAGAGGAUGAGUUGGAGCUUAACGCACUUCAUAACCCUGGUAGCCGACAAGGAAGUGGCAAUGAAAAAGCUGCUGUUACCAACAGAACUGCGCUUUCGGCUGCAUUAGGUGGACGAGUUGAAGUUGCAUCCAUGAGCACCAUUUCAGGUGUGAAGGCAACCUAUCUUCUUGCGGUAGCAUUUCUGGAGAUAAUACGCUUCAGCAACAACGGUGGCAUUCUUAAUGGUGAUAUUAGUAUUGUUGCUUCCAGAAGUGCCUUCAGCUGUGUUUUUGAAUACCUCAAGACCCCAAACCUUAUGCUAGCUGUCUCCCAAUGCUUGACUGCAGUAGUACAUCAGGCAUUUGAAGCAGCAUUGUCAUGGCUGGAUGACCGAAUAUCUGAUACUGGCGAUGCUGCUGAGAUCAGAGAAUCCGUUCUCUCCAUACAUUCUUCUUUUCUUAUUAAAAGUAUGUCGCUGAGGGAGGAAAAUAUACGGAAUGUCUCUGUCAGCUUGUUGACUCGCCUUCGAGAAAAAUUUCCUCAGAUCUUGUGGAACACCUCUUGUCUGGACUCACUCUUACUUUCCGUGCCCAGUGACUCUCCAUCAUCUCUUGUUAAUGAUCCUGCAUUGGUAGCCACAAUGCGAUCCUUGUACCAAAAGAUUGUCCGUGAAUGGAUCAUUGUCUCACUUUCAUUUGCCCCAUGCACAACCCAGGGUCUUCUACAGGAAAAGCUUAGUAAAGCUAACACAUGGCAGAAAACACAGCCUGCAACAGAUGUGAGCUCACUUUUGUCUGAGAUUAGGAUUGGAACUGGAAAAAAUGAUUGUUGGACUGGCACAAAGACUGCAAAUGUCCCAGCAGUUAUGACUGCUGCGGCUGCAGCAUCAGGAGCAAACUUGAAAUUGAUGGAGGCCUUCAACUUGGAAGUGCUUAGCACUGGUAUGAUUAGUGCAACAGCCAAGUGCAAUCAUGUAGGUGAAAUUGCAGGCAUGAAAAGGCUAUAUGACAGCAUAGGUGGUAUCCAACCAGGUGCUUCUCAAACUGGUUUUGCGGUCACACUUCAGAAGUUGAAAUCUGGAGUUUUCCCUCCUCCAGUGCCACCUCAAAGUGAGACUUUCAAUGAGAUGAUGUUGACCAAGUUUGUGCGUCUACUUCAACAAUUUGUCAAUAACGCAGAGAAAGGUGGUGAACUUGAUAAAGCUUCAUUCCGUGAAACUUGUUCACAGGCUACUGCACUGCUUCUUUCUCAGCUGGAUUCGGACUCAAAGUCCAACAUCGAGAGCUUCUCACAACUUCUACGACUUCUUUGCUGGUGUCCGGCUUAUAUUUCAACACUUGAUGCAAUGGAAACUGGUAUAUUCAUCUGGACAUGGCUAGUUUCUGCCGCUCCACAAUUAGGAUGCCUUGUCCUGGCAGAGCUUGUUGAUGCUUGGUUGUGGACAAUCGAUACCAAAAGAGGUCUCUUUGCAUCUGAAUUGAAGUACUUUGGGCCUGCAGCAAAAUUAAGGCCUCAUCUUGCACCUGGUGAGCCUGAAGCUCUUCCAGAAAAGGAUCCUGUGGAACAAAUAAUUGCUCAUAGACUAUGGCUUGGUUUCUUCAUUGAUCGUUUUGAGGUGAUUCGACAUGAUAGUGUUGAGCAACUUUUGCUUCUUGGUCGGUUGUUACAAGGAACCACAAAACCUCCUUGGAACUUUUCCCGUCAUCCAGCUGCUACUGGUACCUUUUUUACUCUAAUGCUUCUAGGGCUCAAGUUCUGCUCAUGCCAAUCUCAGAGCAACCUGCAAAAUUUUAGAAUGGGCCUUCAGCUACUGCAAGACCGCAUAUAUAGGUCCUCCUUGGGCUGGUUUGCUUAUGAGCCCGAGUGGUAUGAUAUGAUCAAUGUGAACUUUUCACAGAGUGAAGCUCAAUCUGUCUCUAUGUUUGUUCAUCAUCUAAAUGAGCAUACAGACUCUCCAAUUGAUCCAAAAGGACGAGGGCGGGAAAAUGGAAGCUCUUUGAAUGAAUCGAAGGAUCAGUACCAUCCAGUGUGGGGCCAUAUGGACAACUAUGUUGUCGGUAGAGAAAAGAGAAAGCAAUUACUUUUGAUGUUGUGCCAACAUGAAGCUGACAGGCUUGAAGUUUGGGCACAGCCCACUAACUCAAAGGAAAGUGCACCAUCUCGUCCUAAAAUCACCUCAGAUAAAUGGAUUGAACAUGCUAGGACCGCUUUUGCUGUUGAUCCUCGCAUUGCAUUGUGCUUAGUCUCAAGGUUCCCCACAAAUGCUUUUCUGAAGGCUGAAAUGACUCAGCUGGUUCAGUCUACCAUAGUGGAACUUCGUUCCAUUCCUGAGGCUUUGCCAUAUUUUGUUACCCCAAAGGCCGUUGAAGAUAAUUCACCUCUUUUACAACAACUGCCUCACUGGGCAGCCUGUUCAAUCACAAUGGCACUCGAGUUUCUUACACCCCAAUAUAAAGGUCAUCCACGAAUUAUGGCCUAUGUUCUAAGAGCUUUGGAAUCCUAUCCCCCUGAGCGAGUAACCUUCUUCAUGCCACAGCUUGUGCAGGCCUUACGAUAUGAUGAAGGGAAAUUGGUGGAAAAUUACCUGGUCAGAGCGGCCCACAGAAGUGAUAAAUUUGCCCACAUUCUUAUAUGGCAAAUGGAGGGUGAACUAGUACCGGAAACAGGAAAAGAUCCUGUUGUUGCCAGCAAGACUAGUUCUUUCCAAGCAAUAUUGCCUAUUGUUAAGCAAAGAAUAAUUGAUGGUUUCAAUCCAAAGGCCCAAGAUAACUAUCAAAGAGAAUUUGACUUUAUCGAUAAGGUGACAUCUAUAUCUGGGGUGCUUUUCCCUCUUCCAAAGGAGGAAAGACGAGCAGGCAUCAAAAGGGAGUUGGAAAAGAUUACAUUGAAUGGGGACGACCUUUAUCUUCCUACUGCCCUCAAUAAACUUGUCAGAGGUAUUCAGGUGGACAGUGGAAUACCCUUACAGUCAGCUGCUAAAGUUCCUAUUAUGAUAACAUUUAAUGUGGUGGAACGUGAUGGAGAUCUAAAUGAUGUGAAGCCUCUAGGUUGCAUAUUCAAGGUUGGAGAUGAUUGUCGUCAAGAUCUCCUUGCUUUGCAAGUAAUCUCACUGCUCAAGGAUAUAUUCAGUGUCGUUGGACUUAACCUGUAUUUGUGUCCCUAUGGGGUGCUGCCUACUGGUCCUGAGAGAGGAAUAAUUGAGGUUGUGUCUAAUUCAAGAAGCAGAAGUCAGAUGGGUGAAACCAAUGAUGGUGGUCUUUAUGAAAUAUUUCAACAAGAUUAUGGUCCUGUUGGUUCUGCAAGCUUUGAGGCUGCUCGUGAGAACUUCAUUGUUAGUAGUGCUGGUUAUGCUGUUGCGAGUCUUUUGCUUCAACCAAAAGAUAGACACAACGGGAAUCUUUUAUUUGAUAGUGUGGGAAGACUGGUUCAUAUUGAUUUUGGUUUUAUCCUGGAAACAUCACCUGGUGGAAACAUGCGGUUUGAAAGUGCUCAUUUUAAGUUGAGUCACGAAAUGACUCAGUUACUUGACCCAUCUGGCACAAUGAAAAGUGAAACUUGGUUCCAGUUCGUGGGUUUAUGUGUGAAAGGUUACCUUGCUGCUCGUCGAUACAUGGAUGGUAUCAUAAACACGGUACUGUUGAUGAUAGACAGCGGAUUACCUUGCUUCAGUAGAGGCGAUCCAAUUGGGAAUCUUCGCAAGAGAUUUCAUCCCGAAAUGAGUGAAAGAGAGGCUGCGAAUUUCAUGAUUCGAACAUGCACAGAUGCUUAUAAUAAAUGGACCACUGCUGGAUAUGAUUUGAUUCAGUAUCUGCAGCAGGGAAUCGAGAAGUGAAAACACGAGGAAGAAGAAGAUUUUCUCAUUUUUUUAAAACAUGAAAUCGUAUUAUUUUUAUGUAUCUCAUUAUUAGGAGCCAAUUUUUUUCUCAAGGUUUAACCACUGUUAGUUCUGGUGAAGAGUUUGUAAUAUUAUUGAGCACAUAGAUUAUCUCACUAAUUGUAAUUGACAGUGGAAUCCCUUGAUAUUUGUAUCCAAAAACUGAAAUGGCCAAAACUUAUACCAAUUAAUUAUUAGUAUGGGCUUGUUUGA
Messenger RNA from Impatiens glandulifera, 6630 nucleotides. RefSeq names its product phosphatidylinositol 4-kinase alpha 1-like. The transcript is spliced from 26 exons. The record is from RefSeq and is a predicted model, not a curated record. Gene Ontology annotation, biological process: phosphatidylinositol phosphate biosynthetic process; phosphatidylinositol-mediated signaling. The coding region runs from base 352 to 6375 and encodes 2007 amino acids. Gene Ontology annotation, cellular component: plasma membrane; cytoplasm. Gene Ontology annotation, molecular function: 1-phosphatidylinositol 4-kinase activity. Lineage: Eukaryota; Viridiplantae; Streptophyta; Magnoliopsida; Ericales; Balsaminaceae.